Neurospora tetraspora is the source of this 1006-nucleotide messenger RNA. RefSeq lists its product as uncharacterized. The transcript has a single exon. NCBI's taxonomy places the organism in Eukaryota, Fungi, Ascomycota, Sordariomycetes, Sordariales, Sordariaceae. The record is from RefSeq and is a predicted model, not a curated record. Bases 404 to 907 code for a protein of 167 amino acids.
UCCCGUCCCCCAACCUCAAGGCAGCAGAGGUGGUGUCACGUGGUGGGAUUCUCCCAUUCACUCCCUACAACUAGGCCGCCAUCACGCCCACAGUGGGUGAAGCAGGCCCAUAGCAUCGAUCAGAACCCAAAACAGGCGGAGGCGUGCGUGGCCGUGCAAGCCUCGCCCCGGCGGUUCCUCUCACUUCCACUUCAGUGUCGCACUCACUUUCCCCUUCCCUGCCUUACUGCACCCCCUUCCCUCAUUUCCAACUUUGCAUCCCAAAACCACUCUGCCUGUCCAUUUCCUGCUUCUUUUUCCCAACGACCGAGCGAAAUCCACUUCUUCACCACCAAAGCCUCUGCUAAUUCCCCCAUCGCGAAUCUACAACCGCCUUACCGUCUACUCUAAUAUCUAACCAGGUAUGUAUGAAGACACACUGCUUCUCCGCUUCCUCCCUCUCCCUGCACCGUGGGCAUGGGCAUCAGCUGCACACGCACCCGCUCGCUAUCCGCUGCUCCUCUCGUCCACCACCCGCUGUCGUCAUCGCGAUGCGACAAGGCCAUAUCUUUGUCAUCCCCGGCGCUGCCAUCGACGGCGGCCGCACUCAUCGCAUCCGAGCUUUGACUUGAACCGGAGGGACACAGGACCGGUUCAAGACGGCCGCUCAGGAGGUGCUGCCCAGCCUGCGCAUACCCCACCGUUGGCCGCAAGUCUAUUUCGACAUUCGAUCGACACACCGCGGGAUUCCAAAGUUAGAACACAAAGCGCCGCUCACUUUGGCCUCACUUUGUCUGUCGGCGACCAAGGGCUUCUUUCGUCGCGGCGCGCAUUGCUGUUCUGCCUUACACCUCCUUUUCGCUGUCCCGCCUUGAUAUCUACCCCGCCAUUUCUGUCACCCGCGCCCUCACAUUGGCCCGCCCCUUAAUCACCUACAACACCACAUCCAAGCAAUUCCACAAGCUAACACACGACAUCUCAGAACUUCACAACACCGCCAAAAUGGGUCACGAGGAUGCUGUCUACC